UACUCAUUAGUACUAUACGCUCCUAACCUCAAAACGUAGGUAGCGAGUGGGGCAAAUAGUUUACCACAUUGCGCACAGAAAUAAAUACACAAAAUAUGAAGACGAGGUUCGCCCUAUGAGCGAGGAUCGGUUGGGUGCUGGAUAGUAAAUUGUGCCGCGGCCACGGCACGAUACCGAUUUCAUGGCGAUGCGGUAAAAACUGGUAUUUGGCAUCGGUUUGCUCGAUUUUCUUUGUGCGCGAAGAAAAAAAAGGCUUUCUUUUUGGAGGAGGCGGACGGUCGCAAGAGCCGCAAUGCUGCCCACCACAUCGCCACCAGCCAGGUUCCCAAGCGGACGUACGGUUGGUACAGUUUGCGAGUGCAGCGGUGCGUAAUGCAAACCGUACCUGUUGAUCCUUGGGGGCAACGAUGGCUUGCUGCGGUGUGCCGUUCGUAAGCGGUGGUCAGUCGUCUUUCGAAGCGCACCACUAACGGACCAUCACCCGAAGGCUGAGAAGGUGCUUAGAAGCAACCCUAAACCAAGCGCACUGAAUGUGCACGGGCAAGUGUAUGCGUGCGUGCGUGUGUGUGUGUAUGUGGGUUUGUGUCUGACUCGUGAGUGUCACCGUGGCGUUUUGGGACCAGUGUGUCGUUUAAGGGUCCAUGCGGGAUCCGAACAACCGGAAAGCAGUCACUAACAACAUCAAACUUCACACCACUAUCAACGCCAACGAGGGAUUGGGAUAGUGUGGCGACGCUGUGUGCGCGUGUGUACUUAUUUAUGUGUGAGGAGUGGAUGGGAGUGUGUGCAUCUUAAGUGCGUCUCGUCACUUGGGUUCGCGUCCCAAACUAACGCAGACCGUAUUUCCGCAUACCACUACAUUCCAGCAUACCGAUCAACCGAAGGAUCCUGCCAGCUAGCCACAUUUUCAGGGCUAGGCUGGACAGGUAUCAAGGUUCCAGGAGGGACUUAAAUCGACUAUUAAGUAGAAUUAUCGCGCAAGAUUAGUGCACUCAACGAGGUGGAAAAUCUCAACAUCGGUACUACCGUACCGCGUCAUGCAAGAUAGCUGAGUGUGCGAAUCGUAGUCGCCCAACGUAGAAUUACCGAGUCAACAAAAGUACCGCAAAACGGGAUACGACGCAACCAGCAGGAUGUUGGCAGAGCCACUAGAGACGGAAUGUUCACUGCCGAUAAAGGCGAAAGAGUUACCGCUGGACGAGAACAACAAUGUGGAGGAGCUGCGGACGGGCGUCACGGACGCGCUGGUACCGUUCUACGACGGGAAGAACGUACUGGUAACCGGUGGGACCGGUUUCCUCGGCAAGGUACUGAUCGAGAAGCUGUUGCGCGCCUGUGAAGGUGUUAGCGCCAUCUACAUCCUGUUGCGCCCGAAGCGUGGCCUAACGAGUGAACAGCGCUACCGCGAGUUUGUACGCCAUCCGGUGUUCGAGCGUAUACGGGCCAAGACGCCACAACUCCUGACGAAGCUUGUGUGCGUCGGUGGUGACAUCUCGCUACCGCUGCUCGGGCUGUCCGAGUCCGACCGUCGCACACUGUUGGAACGGGUCCAUGUCGUGUUUCACGUCGCUGCCACGGUACGCUUCAACGAAGCGCUCGUCGAGGCGGCCAUACUGAACACGAUCGGUACCAAGCAGCUGCUCGAACUGUGUACCGGGAUGCGUCAGCUGCAGAGCGUUGUGCACGUCUCCACGGCGUACAGUAAUGCGUGCCGGCGUGAGGUAGAUGAGGUGGUAUACCCAGCACCGAUGGAUCCGGACCGCUUCAUCCAGUGUGUGCAGCUGCUACCCGGUGAGAUGAUUGGUGCGAUCGCCAACCAACUGCAAGGUGCCCAUCCGAACACCUACACCCUGACGAAGGCGAUCACGGAACAGCUGGUCGGACAGUACGCGGAACGGUUGCCACUCUGCAUCGUGCGUCCCUCCAUCGUCACCGGAGCAGUCGCCGAACCUUACCCGGGCUGGAUUGACAACGUACACGGCAUAACAGGAAUCAUGAUGGAAAUUGGACGAGGUACAAUCAGCAGUAUCAUGUGUGACGAACGCUGCACCAUGGACGUCAUCCCGGUCGAUAUCGUCUGCAACACACUGAUCGCAGCUGCGUGGGAAAACGCUAACACCACGGUGACACCGGUUCGCGUGUACAACUGUACCUCCGGGCAGGUGAAUGGCAUCAAGUGGCACGAGUACGGCCGGAUCACGCAGAGCUGUGCCGUACGCAAUCCUACCAAGCAUGUGCUACUCUACCCAGGCUUCCGGUUCCGUACGAACCGGUUCGUACACAAGCUGGUCGAGCUGCUGCUACACUUUCUGCCCGCGUAUCUGUUCGAUGCGCUCGUUCGGGCCCGUGGUGGACAACCGAUAAUGGCACGUCUCGCCCGACGGUUCCAGCGUGCGGCCGAUACCGGCGAGUUCUUUGCCAUGCACGAGUGGACCUUCCGCAAUGAGAAUUUGCGCCGGCUCGGGGGACGGGUGCGCCGGGACCGGGCAGCCGAUGGGUUCCGCUGCGACGUGACCGGGCUGGACUGGGAGGCGUACAUCGAGGCGUAUAUGCUCGGGAUCCGCCGGUUUGUGCUGAAGGACGAGAUGGACAGCCUCGAGCAGGCACGCACCAAACUGCGACGAUUGCUUUGGUUUAAGCGGGCCCUUCAGUUGGCCGGUUUACUGCUGGUGUACUAUCUGGGCGCUCUGCUCCUAUAUCCGAGUGGAGCUUAGGAUCGGAUGUGUUGAUUACAC
Messenger RNA from Anopheles funestus (African malaria mosquito), 2735 nucleotides. RefSeq names its product putative fatty acyl-CoA reductase CG5065. The record is from RefSeq and is a predicted model, not a curated record. The transcript has 5 exons. The coding region runs from base 1134 to 2714 and encodes 526 amino acids. Gene Ontology annotation, molecular function: alcohol-forming very long-chain fatty acyl-CoA reductase (NADP+) activity. Gene Ontology annotation, cellular component: peroxisome. Lineage: Eukaryota; Metazoa; Arthropoda; Insecta; Diptera; Culicidae. Gene Ontology annotation, biological process: long-chain fatty-acyl-CoA metabolic process.